Molecule: messenger RNA, 1890 nt
Organism: Zygotorulaspora mrakii
Lineage: Eukaryota; Fungi; Ascomycota; Saccharomycetes; Saccharomycetales; Saccharomycetaceae
Gene: SPT20
Product: Spt20p
Exons: 1
Coding region: 1-1890 (629 amino acids)
Source: RefSeq, a predicted model, not a curated record
AUGAAUGGAUCUCCAGGCUCCUAUAGUAAUCAUGGGUUUGGGAUUCCCGUCAAUGGUGGGAAUCGGACGAGUGGUGGUGGACCUGUUAACGCUCAAAGGUCAAUGAAUGCUCAGCAAAUGCUACAACAACAGCAGGCACAACAAACACAGCUGCAACAGAAGCAGAGAAUGCUUCUGCAACAAAGGGCGUUACAACAACAGAAACAGCAGCAAGCCUCUCAAAAUUAUGAGGCUCAAUUUUACCAACUGUUGAUGACAUUGAAUGAAAAGCCAAAGCGAAUCUACAAUUUUGUUGAAACCACAGAUUUGACGUUAAAAAAGUACGAGCAGUAUAGGCCAAGUUUUGAGUUCCAUAUUUAUGAAAAUAAUUAUAAAAUAUGUGCACCUGCAAACACGCGACUGCAACAGCAACAGAAGACGCCUGAGCUUACAAGUGAUGGUUUAAUAUUAAACAAAAAUAAUGCGAUACUUAAGGAAUUCUUGGAGUGCGUUGCCAGAGGCAGGAUACCAGAAGCGAUAAUGGAAGUUCUUCGGGAUUCCAAUAUACAGUUUUACGAGGGAAAUUUGAUACUACAAGUUUACGACCAUACCAAUACUGUGGAUGUUAUUUCGAGGGAUCAGAAGCCACAGGCUCAGGGUAGUCCACAGGCUCAGGGCAGCCCACAGAGUCAAGUUAAUGAUCAAGAACAAGGUCAAAACUCACACCAACGCCAGCCGACUAAGCAAGAACCACGAGAAGAACAUGAGGACCAUGAAGCACAAAUGACUCCUGAGAACUCACGGUCAUCCAUGAAUUAUGUCAGGCAGCCAGGAAGUACAAAUUCCUUCUCUUCCCAGCAAGGCACAAAUGGGGGAGACAACAGUUCACAAUCUUCUUCUAUACCGGGCUCAAAUAAACCGGUACCAUCCACUUUCAAAAGGCCAAGAGUAUAUCGGACACUCUUGAGGCCUAGUGAUUUGACUCACUACUAUGAUACAAUGUCAUACGCUGAUCAUACGAGAUUUUCUGACAGUAUAUACCAACAACUGGAGUCUGAAACGUUGUCUUUAACAAAGCGCAAUCUAUCACUAGCUGUUCAACUGAAUCCCUAUGAACACAAGGACAAGUUGGAGGAUACUUUGUUUGCCAUGCCCUCUUGGGAUGAAAAAAGGAACAAAUUAUCUCAUGUUCACCGAACAGAAUCUAAAGUUCCAGGGAGUAAGGGAGUCGUUGGCCAUAUUGAUGAACAUGAAGAAUUGCCUCAGCAUUACUCCAAUUACGAACAAAUGAUGAUGAUAAUGAGUGAACGUACUACUACAUCUACAAACUCUACUUUUGCUGCCUCACUUACGAAGAAUGCAUCACAGACAGAUGUUGCCGACGCCUCUAAAUCUGGAAAUGGAAAGAAUCUUGGAUCAACGUCUGGGAAUGGAAACGCCGGUAGCAGAUCUUCAUCUAGUACUAAUCAGGUUGCAAUUGCUGCUGCUGCUGCCGCCGCUGCAGCAGGUCUGACUGUGGGAAACGAAAACAACCAAUUCAGUAGAUUGAAGUUCAUAGAGCAGUGGAGAAUAAAUAAAGAAAAAAGAAAGCAACAGUCUUUAAAUAAUAACAUGGCACCUGGUGCAUAUAAUAGAGUGAUAUCAAUGGCAACACCGUUGACGUCUCAAAGUCAGUUCUCUCAGCAUACACCAAAUGGUCGCAAUGAUGUAGGAAAUAGCGAGUCCACCUCUUUUCAGCAAAACCAACAGCAGCAACAACAACAACAACAACAACAAAAGGCAAACGCUAAACGUGCAUUAAAUGACAAAUCAAAGGCAAAAAAGCCCCGCAAGACCAAGAAGAAUGCAAAUGCUGAGAACGCAACCGCUGAAGGGCAAGUAAAGAAAAAACGUGUGACCAAGAAGAAGUAG